CACAUUUUUAGGUACUACUAACUGUGAGUAUAGUAUUCGUUGCUACUAACUACUUACUUGGUCCAUAACAAUUACAAGGUUACUCAAACAACUGAUGCUUCUUACAUGUUAAGGAUAAAAAUGAUAUUAUACUUAUAAUAGUAAUUUAAAACAAAAAUAUGGCAUCAAAGGAACAUCAAGAGUUGGCACAAUUUCUGAAAGAUGUUCACCUUAGCUUGCGAAAACAAACAUGUGCUGUCGGUGCCGAAACUGCCUGGAACGAACAUUGCAAAGACGAAAAGGUUUUACGGAAAUAUGCAAAAUGUAUGGAAAAGUUAGCAACUACUUUCUGGGAUGAAAAUAGUUCUGAAGAACGUGGUGUAACAGUCAGUCGCAUCAAAUGGUCAAUUGACAUAAUUUCUGACUAUUUCUUCAAUAAAACAUACAUAAAAUACAGAGACAGAGAAAAAGAUAUUGGAGCAAAAAUUGGUAUAACUGUUAACAAUGAGGAAACAUUCCUACCACCUAUGAAGCUAUUAGAUGUUGGUAGUUGUUACAAUCCCUUUAGAAUAUUUGAGUUUCUAGACGUAAUAGCAAUAGACUUGUGUCCGGCAAACGGAAUGGUAUUUAAAUGUGACUUUUUAAAUGUUCCUAUAGGCACAGAUAAUACCCUAAGAAACAACAACAUAGAACAAUUACAAGAAAACAGUUUUGAUGUUGUUACAUUUUGCUUUUUGUUAGAGUAUCUACCUACUUCCGAGUUACGGAUACAAGCUUGUAGGAAUGCAUAUAAACUUUUAAAAACUGAGGGUAUGUUGGUGAUAGCGACACCAGAUUCCAAGCAUGUCGGUGCAAACAGUAAGCUAAUGAAAUGUUGGAGGUACUCCUUAGCUCUUAUGGGUUUCUCGAGGAUCAAAUAUGAGAAAUUUCAGCAUAUGCAUUGCAUGGCCUAUAGGAAAUCAUUACAUUUGAAUAUAGCUUCGAGAUGGGCGGAAUUGCAUCAGGAAACUUACAUGAGCUUUAACAUAAAUAUACCACAAGACUUUUCUGUGCUAGAAAAAGAAAUUACAGAUAACACAGAAACUCCUGUAUCAGUGGAAGACUUUGCAGAGUUGCCAUUUGGACCUGAGUGAUUAUAUUUGAGUUAACAUAAUUUAUUAACAUUAAA
Messenger RNA from Aricia agestis (brown argus), 1147 nucleotides. It is a transcript of the gene Samtor, whose product is annotated as S-adenosylmethionine sensor upstream of mTORC1. Gene Ontology annotation, biological process: negative regulation of TORC1 signaling. Gene Ontology annotation, molecular function: S-adenosylmethionine-dependent methyltransferase activity. The transcript has a single exon. The record is from RefSeq and is a predicted model, not a curated record. NCBI's taxonomy places the organism in Eukaryota, Metazoa, Arthropoda, Insecta, Lepidoptera, Lycaenidae. The coding region runs from base 159 to 1112 and encodes 317 amino acids.